AACUAACUGAACGAUCAUUCCUUACUCUUCCGCUGAAGCCGGACAGCUGCUAACAGCUCUUUAGGAUGCCGUUCGCACAGCUGGUGAUAGGCCCGCCUGGCUCGGGAAAGUCAACAUACUGCAAUGGUAUGCACCAAUUUAUGACUGCCAUAGAACGAAAAGUUUCCGUCGUGAAUCUCGAUCCCGCAAACGAUCAAACAUCAUAUCCAUGCGCACUUGAUGUACGUGACCUGGUCACAAUAGACGAGAUCAUGGAGCAGGAGGACUUGGGCCCAAACGGUGGUGUCCUGUAUGCUUUGGAAGAGUUAGAGCAUAAUUUCGACUGGUUAGAGGAAGGAUUGAAGGAGCUCGGAGACGACUAUAUUCUGUUCGACUGCCCUGGUCAGGUCGAGCUCUUCACACAUCACUCUUCAUUGCGAAACAUAUUCUUCCGUCUUCAAAAGCUCGGGUACAGACUCGUAGUAUUACACCUCACCGAUUCUAUCGUGCUCACCCGCCCUUCGCUUUAUGUAUCCUCCCUACUGCUUGCGCUACGGAGCAUGCUGCAAAUGGAUUUGCCACAUUUGAAUGUGCUCACAAAGAUCGAUAAUCUCCACAAUUAUCCGAACCUACCGUUCAAUCUAGACUACUAUACUGAAGUGCAGGAUCUCUCAUACCUACUCCCACUCCUAAACAAGGAACAAACAUCGGGAAUACCUGGACCUACAAGCGCAACAACAAAGGAUGUUGCGGAAGGAGACGAACCCGUAUCCAAGUACUCCGCACUGAACCAAGCAAUCGUGGAUUUAGUCGAAGACUUUGCGCUUGUAGGAUUCGAGACAUUAGCUGUGGAGGAUAAGAAGAGCAUGAUGAUCUUGCUCCGCGCAAUUGAUCGCGCAGGAGGCUACGCCUUUGGGGGAGUUGAGGGCGCAAAUGAUACAGUCUGGCAGAUGGCAAUGCGCCAGGAUGCUGUCACCAUGGAUGCCCGAGAUGUCCAGGAACGAUGGCUCGACCGGAGAGAGGAAAUGGACGAGGAAGAGCGAAAGGGUUGGGCUGAGGAAGCUGGCCCUGCGGCCAAUAUAUCUCAUCCAUCUGCGCAAGCCGGUCAACAACGCACCUUUCCGGACGAGGACGAAACACCUAAGCAAUCUGGUGGCGACGCGGACGAUGAAGAUAUGGAGGAUGACUUAGAAGAAAUGCGGAAAUUCAUGGAGAAGAAGGACAAGGACGAUGGUAUCAAGGUGACUAGGAAACCGCAAGGGUGAAUAUACAAAUCAGAACCGCGGUGACUGACGAGGCGUAAGACGCCAGUCUGAACUUGCGCUCUCUGGAACAGUCAACAACGAGAAACACCACACAUGCAUUCAUCCAGUUCAUCGAAGAAGGUGAAAGUGAAAUCAACCUGUAGGUAAAAGUAACGCGUCGAAAAAGAGGGGCAUCCCACCAAUGCAGGGUCCGGGUUGUGACUUGCUGCGUCGCGUUUACAGGUGAAAGGUGGUGAAAGCAUUAGGUUACCUAGGCAUUGAGUGGCUGUUAGAGCCCCAGGUCAAACAAACACAUAAC
Messenger RNA from Aaosphaeria arxii CBS 175.79, 1542 nucleotides. RefSeq lists its product as uncharacterized. Bases 66 to 1244 code for a protein of 392 amino acids. The record is from RefSeq and is a predicted model, not a curated record. Gene Ontology annotation, cellular component: cytoplasm. Gene Ontology annotation, molecular function: GTPase activity. NCBI's taxonomy places the organism in Eukaryota, Fungi, Ascomycota, Dothideomycetes, Pleosporales. The transcript is spliced from 3 exons.